Molecule: messenger RNA, 3381 nt
Organism: Pomacea canaliculata
Lineage: Eukaryota; Metazoa; Mollusca; Gastropoda; Architaenioglossa; Ampullariidae
Product: beta-glucuronidase-like
Exons: 4
Coding region: 1575-2231 (218 amino acids)
Biological process (GO): glucuronoside catabolic process
Molecular function (GO): beta-glucuronidase activity; carbohydrate binding
Source: RefSeq, a predicted model, not a curated record
AUUUAUUACAUCCCAUCAAAUAUUAAACAACUGUUAAUACAUCCAGAUUAUUGAUGCACCAAUACUCCUUCAUUUCACUGAGGAGCAUGUUUAUUAUGUUGAUGAUGCCAUCAUCUACAAGCAUUUGACUGUAUUUAUGAGUCAAUACAAAUUCAAGUUGUUGUCUCUUCUGUAACUACCUGUCCAAUAGCUAGUUUUACAGUUUAUACAACUAAAUCCAUGCAUGAACAAUGUGCGAGUAUAUUUGGGAUUGAAAAAAAAUCAUUUUCAUUAUACCUGAAAAGUGACACUUACACUGAUAAACCAAAAACAAAGCACAGUGAAUGUAAAAUGUGGGUGCUUUCCCGCAAGACGGUUGGGUUUUUUUUUUUGUUUUUUUUUUUUUUUAGCAUCGGAUAACAAUGACACAUUUUGAUAAACUACUUCUAACACUAAAUCUUUCACAGCACUGAAUGGAAUGUUAACAAAUAAAAUAACUCAUCACAAUGCUGAUAAGGUUUCUUUUUUGUUAUAAUUCAUCACACAACUUUUACUUAGACACAAAUAAUGGCUAGAUGUACAUGUUUCUAGCUCAAAAUGUGCAGCCUGUUGUCUUAUUCACUGUCCCUGACAGCCACCAGUGCUGCUUUAGCUGCACCAAAUGCUGAAUCGCUAGCAUUGCCAUGAACAAGCUCCAUAUGUUCACCUAGAGUGUCUUCCAGCCUUUUGUGGACCAGAGUAUUUUGAGACAAAACUGAACCAGAGGCAAUCACUCUACUUACUCCAUGCUUAGCCAAUAAUUCUGGAGACAUCAGAUGAAAAAUGUUGUCCACAAUGCCCUUUGAAACUGCUCUGAAAUUUGCACCAAGUGAAGCAUUACAUGGACUGAUCCCCAAAACCUGAGCAAGCAUGUGUGGGUCGUGACGUUCUCCAAGCACAGUAGGCUUUAUCUGCAGGGAACCUGAUGGUGAACUGGCUUUACCAAGUGACAACAUUUUUUCAAGCAAGAUUUUGUCAGGAAUAGAUUCAUCCAAAUCUGGAAGAAUAAUUUUUUUUUAAAUUGACAAUGGAUAUUACGAUAAUACUAGAACACAAAACUGUUUCAACAAAAAAUAGUAUUUAGUACUUCUCUUUAAAACUAUAAAAAUUGUAACAUCUUGGGCUUACACUUUUCAACCAAUUUGUUAAUGCUCAUGUUCACCAUUGUUGUUUAUUCAAGAAACUAGAGCGUUCAUUAUCAUGCGAUUGUGGUGAGUUGAACUUGUCUCAUAAAACUCGACUAGAACCUGAACUUUGCUGCUCAAGGAUUGAUUCUUGAAGACCAUAUAUAUAUAUAGUAAUGCCACCAAUUUGCAAGGCUAGGCUGAAACGCCAUGACAAACCUGAUCUAGGGUAAAACAUCAGCAACCCACUAACCUUUCCUGUACAAAUCUGUGUUUGCUUUUUAAAGUUACAUGUCACUGCUAUGUAUUCUGUCAGCAUGUCAAUAAAUAUGUAAUGACACGUGUCAAUAGUGUGUUUUGUCAGUGGUCAAUGGAAGCACGAUUUGACACAGGUGUCAUAUAUAUUGGCAGUGGGUCAAUGGACAGUAUGUGAUGACACAUGUCGGCGGCCACCUUCCCUUUGAAGCUGAAAUAAAUGGGGUGGCAAAUUUCCACAGAGCAAAUCGGGUGACUGUGGCCGUCAACAACACCCUGUCUCCCACCACACUGCCACCCGGAUCUUUGACAUUCGGGAGCGACCCUCAAAAGUAUCCUCCAGGCUACAUCAUACAGGAGAUGCAGCACAUGGACUUCUUCAACUACGCUGGCAUUCACCGCCAUGUACACCUGUACACCACCCCACGGUCCUACAUCGACGACAUCACUAUUGUCACCUCAUUUAAUAAUGUUGGAGAUAGUGUGGACGGUAUUGUGACCUAUGACAUAACCACAAUGGGAGGUCAAGCCAGAGCACCAGGAGAUGUGCAGGUGGCCAUAGUCAACAAGGACGGGACGGUUGUAGCGCAGCAAAGCAACCAGCUUCAGGGCCCCAUCACCAUCACCAACGUCCACCUGUGGUGGCCCUACACCAGCAAGCCCAGCAAGCCCGGGUACAUGUACAUCACGCUUAAGGUAAGCAUCUCCGGUGACGUCUACCGUCAGCCGCUUGGUGUUCGAACAGUCGCCGUCACCGACAGCCAGCUGUACAUCAACGGUCGUCCCUUCUACUGCCUGGGUGUGGGCAAACACGAGGAUGCAGAUGUAUGUUAAGUGUUUGUGUAACGAAUGCAACUGUUUAUGUGCCGGAAAAUCGCGACAAUAAAAAUUGUUUAUUCACUCAGUUUAACUGGAGAAGGUAGUAACAAUAAGAAUCUUGUACCGAACUCACUAGUCAUCUGGAAAAAAUUAUCUUAAUAAUAUUAUAUUAACUCCCAUUGGUCUGCCGAUUUUUGUGUACCUGCAUGCAGGACCAGCUGAGGCUGCUCUUCGUUGUUUCGGCCAUGUAACUUGUGAAUGUUACUAUGUUUGAAUGAAUGCAGCUGUCCGAAACAUGAAUGCAUGAGUCUGUCAAAUACGGAUAGGUUAUGGUAUUGUUUUGUGCUUUCACCUUGAGCUGCCCUGAAUUGCCCUCUGAGAUAAAUUGUUAUCUUAAUGAUCUGUGCAAGUAUUUCCUAAUGACAUCAUCCAGUAUAUGACACACGAUAUAUUUUAGCACCUGAUUACUACCUUACUGAUCACACCCAUCCUUGUAGGCAUCACAUCGCUUGCUCAUUCAAACUAUGGGGUGCCUAAAGGCUUUGUUCUUGGGCCUCUUUUUGCAGUGUAUGUAGUAGCAGGUGUAUUAUCUAAUUCUAAUCUAUUGGACACAAACACGUACAUCAAAUUGCACAACAGGCAAUUGCACCAGGGUGAAAUAAAACCAUCUUCCAUCAGUAACCGAAUGGUGGGAGGGGUGUUUGAACAAUGACCGCAACAGUCCAACACUCAAACCAGAAAGGCAGGAACCUGUCAGAAGUUGCACAACUCUUUAAUGCAGGCUAGAACAAAAGUCACGGCUGCGUCGCUUGUCUUGCACCUUCUCUUCUCAGUUUUCUCCCCUACUGUCAAAUGUCUACGCUCUCUCUGAUCUGCCGACGGCUCCUCCAAAACUAACAACAACAACGCCGGACUACCGGCCCUCUACACAUCUAUAAAAUGAGGGUGUAAACCAGAUCAAAAAUGAGCAUCACCACUUAACAAUACUAAUAAUACACUCUUUAGUUUCUACACAUUAUCUUUAUUUAAUUAUACCGAUAGUAUUGUCAAAAGGAAUACUAACUGCUAUUUCAGUAUUUUUACUAAUUUUGUUACUCUACACCCUUUUGUUUUGUAUACUAAACCAAGUAACCAUGAGUUUUCACACAUACAAAAUCAUGAUCAC